AUGAAAAAAGGGCAGAGCCGCAGCUGCCGUCGAAGCCUGCCUGCACCACACGCCCAGCGGCGGAGCUCCAAGCCUCCGCCCUUCACCUCUAAGACCUCUGCACGCACCUUUUCAGAGGAGCAGCAGCGCCAAGGAUGUGGUCCACGUCACCAGCCCUCAUCGCAGCGUCGCACCGCGUCUCUUUCGUCACCUCCGCCUGCCGCCGCAACGUAUCUAACCCAGCGGACGAAGACCUCUGCAGACACUUUGACGAGCGAUAACGCCAAUGACGUGCCGACUGCGUUGACCACCUCCUCUUCCACCCUUCUGGCAACUGAUGACUCCGAGGCGAAAGAUGGCAUGCGAAGGCCGCCCUUGAGGCGGCUGAACUCAUCCACUGCCGAGGUUUUGCCCUGCGCUGGUGGUGGAACAGCGCAGCAGCAGACCUCGGCAUUGCAGCAAAGAACAGGUGACAGGAGCGCUCCUCCAGGAGCACGACCUCGUAGGGGGCGGCACCUGACGCCACCGUGGCGAAAGCGCCGUUCGGGUUCUGUACCGUCGUCUUCAUCCCGCACCUCUUCCUCCAGCGCAUUCGACAUGCAGUCCACCAGUCUGAGAAGCUGCCGGAACACAAGCCACAGGGACGCUCGUGAGGAGAAGUGGUCAUGGCAGCGUAAUCUCAAUCGAAACCGGCGUCGAGCCACGCUGACAGCAGCAGGAACGCGUCCUUCUACGUCAUCUGCCACUACGAAAAGCUCGAAAAUGUCGAGGUGGGCGUCAAGAGAACAAUGGAAGGAGCAUUGCCUGACCUCGCGUAGAGCCUACUCCAACACAAGGAGUAUCAGGCCUUCAUCGGCAACAUCGCGAGAUGGCUCAGCGAUGAAGUCACCGAGAACCUCCAGCGAUAGCUGGCCUACUCAGGGAAAAGACUCGAGCCAGAUCGACGACGACGACGCCCUCCUUUCGCCUUUCUCCUCUAUGUCAGGCAAACCCAUCUGUGCCUUCACCGAUGUGCUGCCGCGCGACGUGUAUCUACACAUUUGCGGGUUUCUGACUGAGGUGGACUGCUGCACACUGCUCGAAGUGAGCCUGUGCAUGCACGCCGCCAUCACUAACGCCGACAGCAUUGUAUGGCGCCACAUGUGCAUGUGUACGUGGAUGUACAAACAGGGCUUUCAGACAUUCCUUCAACGCUUACGAGCGCUGGGAGUGUUGGCCCGUCAAGAGGAACUCGAGGUGCAGGCGCUGCAGCAGCACAUGCUUCUGCUGCGCGAACAAGACACCGUCUUCGGUGAGUCCGACGUAUCCGCCACAUGCGACUACGCAACGGUGCUGAUUCGUCGCCGGCAACACGAACGCGCUCAGUGGAUGGCAGCAGCAGCGGCAACAGCAACAGGUGCCGCAACGUCAACGCUGUACCGUACGAGAUCGACGAACAAAGUGAGUAGCGCGACCACCAGCUCGAGCAGCAUAACGCAAAGCGACAGUGGUAGCAAGACAAGCAUCCGUGGCAGUCGCCACAGGCGCCGUCAGAGCCGACGCCGUCACAGGAACGCGAGGCGCAGCACCACCGCCACACAAUCGACGUCACAGCGCAGUGGAAACGUGUGUGUUGCAGCAGAGAAACAGGCCACACACGCGGCACGGCGCGCAGAGUCAUCAGCACAGAGGCUCGAAUCCCGCUCGACGACAGCCACCGCCACUUCGAGGGCAUCGCGAAGUCGUCACAAUCGCAGUGAUCGCUUCCGUGACAGCGAAGGUACAUCUGAACACUUCACUCGCUCCCGCCCACCACGGACUUCCCCGGCCGGGUCAUCGACGAAGGAAUCAACAUGCAACAGCAAGCACUACAAACAGGCCUAUCUAUCAGGCCCUCACCACACUGACGACUCCGCAGACCCACUGCACGCAGACGACUCUAACGCAUGCGAGAAAGGGUGCAGCACCACGCGCCGUCCGCCUCUGUCGUCGUCUCCCUCAAGCAGGCACACACACACCUCGGAGCCACGUGAAAAGGAGAGCGGCGACUCUUCUGCGUUGCUGGACUUAGCGAAUGCAUCAGAUGACGAAGAAGUGCAGACAGAGGAGCAUCGCUCCACUGGUGAUAGUGAGACAGUUGACAGAAGGGAGCGGCGGGUGCGCAUUUGCCUUCCAGAAGCGGAGGCUGAGGUGAACGACAACGCGAACCUGGCAAACACGUCUGUGCUCGCUGCACGCUCUGGUAGCGAUUCUCGUCACCGCAGGCGCAGCCACCGCUCUCUCUAUGGCAGUCCGCUGUCCCUGACGCACGACCAUCGCCAUCAUCACCGACAUGAUGGUUCGCCACGGCAGCAACAGAAGCAGCGUCGUCGCCUGCAGCCGCAAGGCUGCAGGCAACGCCGCAGCCACCGUGAGAAACGCCGCAAGUCAGCCCGGCAGCGUCGACGGAAGCGUGGCCGCAGUCGAGGUCCGCGCUCGACCGGCGGCGGCGGCGGUCGGCACCGCUCUCAACAGCACCGCGGUCAGAGCCGCCAUCACCGCUCCUCAUAUCACCAUCAUCACAAUCCCAAAUCAACGAAGAGCUCGCGACGGCGGCGACGUCGUCAGCGUAACGCUGCAGCAGCUGCGGCAACGGAUCACACUGGGAGCAGCACGUACUUCUAUCAGACUGCAACAUAUGAGGCCAUCAAGAGCACCACCCCGGUGCUAGCAGCGCAGCAUGUUGCGCCUUCCUCGGUUCCCUUUAAGCUCGGAGGACCAUCGAUGCCUUCAGCGAGCGGCGCAGAGGCUGUCGUGCCUCACAGAUGCAGCAAAGCGCAACCGCAUCCGUACCAGCCUUGCAGUAGUGAAAUCCACGCGUGCGAGACGUCCGCUGCUGGCACACUCCCGCCGCUAGCAGCCCCACUGAAGAGCAGCAGCAAUGUAGUUCAGAGGGCGACGCUGGAAGCUCAGAAAAUGUGUUCAGCUUCUUAUCAGGUGACGAUACCCCAAGCAACACUAACUGCAUCCAGUGCUGCUGUGGCGUCCUCCGGCACAGGCUCAAACGAAGAAGGGCUGUACUGGUGGCAGCUGACGCCUGAAGCUCGUCAACGCCAGCUUCGCCGCAUGCAACAACGAGAGCUCCAGCAGCAGGCCGCAUCCAGCGGUGGGUUCACUGCGCAAGCGGUGUCGUCUUUGCAGGACGGGGAUGAGCUGGCAGACGAAGCGGCGCUGCGGGAGUGGGAUGAACUGGAGGCCUCCUCCUUUGGAUCUUCGAGUGGCACCAUCGACAAGGAGGACUCAGACGCGACCCAGGAAAGAGAGAGGGAGGAAGAAUACAGCGAUCGAAACAGCGCCUCCGUCACCUCUGACGAUACUGAGGGGAGGAGUGAGCUCAACACCGACGAAGGCGAGGGCGAACGAGAAGGUAACACCAACAGCAGCGAUUAUCGUCGUCGCCGUCAUCAAAGUCGCAAAUCGUGGCGAACUCAGAGCAGGUCGGCAAGGGGCUCAAUCACUAAUGGCGACACAACGCUCACGGCGGGGUGUCGCCACCGCUCGCGCCGCCAACGACACAGUGAUGACGAGGGCACUUCCUCGUCCGCCUCCUCCUGGAGCCACGCCUACACCGCCCCCUCCUCAGUCUUCAAUGACGAAAGCGCCACCCCUCCGUGCGGGGUUAGGAGUGAGAAAGAGCAGUGGACGCACACAGGCACACGCGGAGCAGCAUCCUUGCCGCAUCCGCGCUGCACGUUGAGCGACGCCACGGACAAGGGUAGAAGGAGCGAUGGCGCUGGUGCUGGUGGCGGGAGAUCGGAGGGUGUAGCUGACAGGUACGAUUCCGACGAAGGUGCGACCACUGCGCCGAGCACGGCCGCAUCUGCUCUCAGUGAGGCUGACAAUGAACUCAUAGCAGGCAGCAACAAAGGCAGUAGCCGCAGGCGAGAACUUCCUUGUAUGCGCCGCGCCUGUCACCCCUACACCUCGCCCGGCAUCUCUGUAGCGGCGCCAUUGUCUUCCUCAUCCAGGGCAGAGAUUCGUGCGGAGCGGCGUGCUGCCAAGGCCUUGGAGAAGCGGUACGAAGGCAUUGAGGAGGCAAUGGUGAUUACGCGCUCCAAGAGCGUGCUCAUCCACACGCUGGAGAAGCAAACUCACGCACACUUGCCACACCUUCUCGCAGAAGCAGCGCAGAGACAGCAUCGGUUAAUGAUGAUGAACACGCGACCCGCUGUCGCUGCCACAGCUGCUGCUGCCCAGCACGCUGACCCCUCUCUCAUGUCUCCUACAGUUGCACUACAUCGCGGAGCUCCGGAGUUCCCCGAUGCGGCAUCGGCACCGGCAGCACGUGCCAUUAUUCUGAUCGGGCCCGGCAGCAGCGACUUCAACGGCUGGGGUGCGUCGACGACGCGGCCAGCGGUUGUCUCACUUACUGCACCGCCAGCAUCGCACCUCCCCUCCUCUCUCGACAACUCCUUCGCCACUGUCGCAGCAGCAACCUUGGCUGUGCCCGCGUCGCCGCUACACCAGCUCGCUCGUAUCAGCAGCUCCAACGCCCUGAUCAGCUCGGGCGGUGAACUCGGCGGGCGUGCGAGCAGCACGAUGCCAUGUCAAGAUGCCUUCCCCCCCUCUCCAUCCACCAACCGUACCGCUAGCCUAGUUGCAGACACGACAGGCAGCGGCGGCGGUGGCGUUGGAACCGCAGCUCGCGCGCUCCCACAAAGCCUUUUGGAGUAUCAUCGCACACCUGCUGCAGCAGCUGCAGCUGUCAGUGACAGUGGUGUCAGUGGAGGUGAACCGUCCAGCGCUGCCGGCGCACCGAUGCAACCGACUAACAACGACGAGGCUGUCGACGAGGAGGAGGAGCAACUCGCCCCCGUUUCGUGGAAGUUUGCCUUCUUUAUGUCUCGUCGCGAGGCGCGGCGGGUCAAGAUCACCCUGCAGGACCUUAUAGAGGGGAUGUGGGUGGUGUGCUUCCGCAGCAGCGGCCGAACCCACCCAAUCCGCUUUGUCCGGCAGAACCAGGUCUUUGUAUAUCCACCACUCCCCACCGUAGAAGAAGAGGAAGAGCAGCGGCUGCGACAGAAUGAUCUGGCAUCGAGCGAGGUUGAAAACGAGGCCAAUCAUACCACCACAACGGCAACCGCAACUCACGCGACCUCGGCAGCGCCACCGUUGCCCUUUCACAUCCUGCAAGGCGGGGCACAGCUGGUGGUGCACCAAUUCCCACCCAUGAAAGUAAUGCGGCGGAACGCUGGAACGCUGGCCAGUACUGCUGCUGGGGGCACGCCGGCGGCGGCGCCAGUUCCCUUGGUCAGUGCCCCGGCGGCCGCGACAGUGACGCCAGCAAUGAUGGCAGAGAGACGAUUUCUUGCAGAGCCGCAGGCAACCUUGUGCAAACUGCAGUUGCGCAUGCUCUCAUCCGAUGCCCACGACGCAGCCACAUUCGAGGCAAUGACGUGCGGUGGCGUCACUGGUGACCUUGCCACCGCCAGCCGUGCUGUCGAUGAGAGAGACAGCGAGUGUGCUGGCAGAAACUUUGGCGGCCGAUACUGCGACUACUUUGACUCAUGCGACACCACUGUUAUACCCUCCACAGCCACGACGAACGAUGUGCGUCCCAUCAUUGCGCAACGACUUGGGUUUUCUGCAGCCUACAUGAGCGAGGUGCUUGGUCAACCUCCUGUUAGGCCUGAAGCAGAGCAUGCCAGUGGAGGUGCCACAAUGCGCCGCGGAUGCAGCGCCGCCGCCUCCCAAACUGGACGGCGACGAGUUUUCUACGGCCCACUUACGCGUCGCGAGUGCGAAGCCCAGCAGCGGCGUGAGGCGUGCUUUGCACCAGGCGGGGCCGGUGAUGUGUUGAAUGAUUGGGGCUGGACUAUCACAAGUCAGCACGUGAAGAUCUUCUCUUUGGACGUCACCCCUCCCUUGUAUGUGAAACGACUGCAGCGAGUUGCUGAUGUGGAAGUCAUCGGCCGUAGUCGGGGCAGGGAGCACGACACGGGCACUUCGUAG
This is a messenger RNA of Leishmania braziliensis MHOM/BR/75/M2904, 5949 nucleotides long. RefSeq lists its product as hypothetical. The record is from RefSeq and is a predicted model, not a curated record. Gene Ontology annotation, molecular function: protein binding. The transcript has a single exon. Lineage: Eukaryota; Euglenozoa; Kinetoplastea; Trypanosomatida; Trypanosomatidae. The coding region runs from base 1 to 5949 and encodes 1982 amino acids.